This is a messenger RNA of Ostertagia ostertagi, 822 nucleotides long. Lineage: Eukaryota; Metazoa; Nematoda; Chromadorea; Rhabditida; Trichostrongylidae. The record is from the annotation of a GenBank genome assembly.
AUGGCUGAGAUUCAAUUGUUUAAGACCAGAAUCACGAAUGCAUGCAAGCUGAUCCGUUCAAGCGAGUCAGAUCUCAAGCUUUUGGACAACCCGUUCAUAUUCCCAACUCAAAAGGAGGUAUGCGAGGUGUAUAUAAGAGAAAAGACAGCACAGCUAAACCACUUGAUAACAACGAUCACUAAGGCGAAGCAGCUCCACGAUACCUGUCUUGACAAAGCGAUCGAAACAAUUAGUUCACGAUCGGAGCAGAAGGAUCGAGAAAAGCUGAUGCUCGAGCUUAACAACCACAUGGAGCUCGAAUCAAAUGGUCUGGAAAUCACAAUAAUACAAUGGCUGAGCAAGAUCGACUUCAGAAAGGAAGAGUUGAUGCAGCAAGCUUCAUUCAUAGCGGAAGCCAUUAGCAUUGCCAACCAGGCUGGUAGCAGUCAGAACAAUUCUCACAGCGGAGGUGACACUGUCAAUCCAUACGACCGCAACAUACGAGUUCGACGCCCUCUGCUCGAAUCUUUCGAGUCCCUCAUACACAAAGAUACGGACUUGAGUGACCAAGAAAAAUUCCUUUUUCUGAAACAAGCACUAAAAGGAAAGGCAGCUGCUUCAAUCAACAGCAUUCCAGUCAUUGGUGACAAAUACAGCGUCGCUCUGAAUAUACUUAAGAAACAGUUCGAUAGAUCAUCAGGCAUAGCGGACAUCUUAAUAAACGAGAUUGAGCAUCUGCCUAGGGCACAAGAAAACUCGAGAAGUUGCCGCGAUACACUCAAUGCCAUAUCUUCUCGAAUCGUGCACCUGGAGCAAACUGGAAUGCCAAUGAACGCAGACAGA